AGCGGUCAGUGUCGCAUUGCAGCGCUAAAGUUCAGUUGAGAAGAUGGCGGAGAGCGAACUAAACGUAGACAGCCUCAUCUCUCGACUCUUGGAAGUGCGAGGAUGCCGUCCGGGGAAGAUCGUCCAGAUGACGGAGGCCGAGGUUCGAGGCCUGUGCAUUAAAUCCAGAGAGAUCUUCCUCAGUCAGCCCAUCCUGCUGGAGCUCGAGGCGCCGCUCAAAAUCUGCGGUGAUAUCCAUGGUCAGUACACCGACCUUCUGAGGCUGUUUGAGUACGGCGGUUUCCCCCCAGAGGCGAAUUACCUCUUCCUGGGCGAUUACGUGGACCGAGGGAAGCAGUCGCUCGAGACCAUCUGCCUCCUCCUGGCCUACAAGAUAAAAUACCCCGAGAACUUCUUCCUGCUCAGGGGCAAUCACGAGUGCGCCUCCAUCAACCGCAUCUACGGCUUCUACGAUGAGUGUAAGCGCAGGUUCAACAUAAAGCUGUGGAAAACCUUCACUGACUGCUUCAACUGCCUCCCCAUCGCUGCCAUCAUUGAUGAGAAGAUUUUCUGCUGCCAUGGAGGUCUCUCUCCUGACCUGCAGUCGAUGGAGCAGAUCCGAAGGAUCAUGAGGCCCACGGACGUUCCUGAUACAGGUUUGCUGUGCGAUUUGUUGUGGUCAGACCCUGAUAAAGAUGUGCAGGGUUGGGGAGAGAACGAUCGGGGCGUGUCCUUCACCUUCGGAGCCGACGUGGUCAGCAAAUUCCUCAAUCGCCACGAUCUGGACCUCAUCUGUAGAGCGCACCAGGUGGUGGAGGACGGGUACGAGUUCUUUGCGAAGAGACAGUUGGUCACUCUGUUCUCAGCGCCGAAUUAUUGCGGAGAGUUCGACAACGCCGGGGGCAUGAUGAGCGUCGACGAGUCCCUCAUGUGCUCCUUUCAGAUCCUGAAGCCCUCAGAGAAGAAGGCUAAGUAUCAGUACGGAGGUGUGAACUCGGGCCGCCCCGUCACACCUCCCCGCACCACACAGGCCCCGAAGAAGAGGUGAGCGGCCUGCCCCGCCCAUCCAAACACCCCCCCCAAACAUACACAGCCUGGAGGCGGUACUUACUCACAAUCAGCCUCUCUCCCUCUUCCCUUACUCUUUUCUUAAUGUUGGUGUACAUAAUUUUUUGCCGUGAUCAGGUGAUAAGCGCUUUCUGUAUGUCUCUGCCUGUUCAGUGGUAUUUUUAAUAAUAUUCAUAUUAAUAAUUACAUGGAUGCGAAUGGAGGAUUCCCCCAUCUCUCUCUCUCUCUCUCUCUCUCUCUCUCUCUCUCUCUCUCUCUCUCUCUCUCUGACGCAGUAUUGACAUUAAUAUCGAUGUAACAGUGAUUUCUACAUAGGGUGUUUAGUUGAAGACUUUAAACCGGGGGCUUUAAGCUUAAAGCUCGUCUUUAUCAGUAUACACACGCUCUGUUUUUACUCACGUGGCUCUGAAAAGAGUGCAUUAAGAUGUACAGCGCACACACACACACACACACACACACUACACACUACAGUGUGACGUAAUGCAACCUCGUUAUAAGGCCAGGCUUCGGUAUAUUUUUAGCCAUCCACCAGUGACUCAGAGGCCGAGCGAGCGACACGGAGAGAUAGGACGAGCGAAGGAGGGAGUGAACGACGCACAGGAUGAGAUGUGCGUGUAAAGAGUAUUUCAGUGUCGCUGUGAGGGAAUAAAAUGAUUUUCCACAGACAUGGUCAUGAAUCUGCUUUAAAAAGCGUUCUAAUCUGUACCUUUCUACCUAAUCUGUAAGUUGUGCUGAUGCUUUGCAUGGCAUAAGAAUAGGGUUUUGUUUGUUUGUUUGUUUGGUUGUUUAAUUCUUGGCUCUGAGAAUUUUUUUUUUUUUUAACUAUCCAACAUCAAAUCCUUCAUGGCACAAUACAGACAAGUUGUCAUAGGCAAGGAUAUAAACCAUAUGGUGCAACCAAAUGAGACUCAGAACAGACAGACAUUUUGUAAAUGUGAACCUCUUCCUCAAAUGAGUUAAGACUGGAGUUAUUCUUGGACCCCUGAUGCUAAUCCCAGCGUGUAUAUUUCUGCCGCUAACUACGCAGCUAGACGUUCAUAAUAGAAAACAACUCUUUAUUGGCAGCUUCACUGAACUAUGGCAUAACACUACAGUAACAGUACUGUGAUAAUGCUGAUUGCUAACUUUGGAGCAGCUACGCAUUUAAAAUAAUAACAUGAAGAUGCUUAUGAUUCACUUUCGGUUUGUUGUAUAUGCCAGUAAAGCGCUUGUUUCCUCUACACACCAUCGAUUCCUGGCUGUGAUCUCAAUUCUGUUGAUUUUUCUCAGUAAUAAUCUUCAAACCCUUCCUGUUCACGCUUUUUCUUAACAGCAGCGAGUAAAUAACUCAAGAUGCUCAGGUUGUCAUGGCGAUAAAGCGACCCUGACGCCAUUUUUCAGCUUUAUGUUGCAGAUGCAGUAACUGUUACUAUAGUCAGCUAGCUAGUUUUCUCAAACUCCGUUAUUUUAUUCGUAGCUAGCUAACUACCAAGCUACAUGAAUUUUAACCUCAUGAUGUAGCUUUCACAAGCUAGCUUUAUGUAUUACUUUAAGCUAUUAGCGAAACUAGCCAGCUGUUUAUGUUUAGCUAGCUGUAGCAAGCCAGAUUAAAAUAUUUUUCAAAUCAUUUCAUUCUGGCACGAGUACGAUGUGAUGCGCUGCAUGGGAUUUUUGAGUACACAGUGCAGGAAGUCAUGUGACUGAUUUUAGCCAGUAGAACAGUGUGUAUGAUAUCAACAGGGAACUCCACAAUCACACCAUCAACACCGGCUGUUCUGUGGUGGUGUGUCUCUUUCUUUCUCUCUUUCUGUGUUUCUCUUUUUCUGUCUCUCUGUCUCAGUUGUUCUGUCUUUCUGUCAGUCACUCUGUCUCUCUGUUUUUCUGUCUCGUUCUGUUUGUUUCUGUCUUUUUAUCUCUUGUUUUUUGCCUUGCUCUCUCUGUUUUUCUCUCUCUCUCUCCCCCCAUGUUUCUUUUACUGUCUAUCUCUCUGUCCAUCUAUUUGUCAGUCUCUCUCUGUCUGUCUGUCCAUCUGUCUGUGUCUCUCUUUCUGACUCUCUCUCUCUCUGUGACAGUUUCAGAUUAAACACCAGCACCGUGUCUGUGGAAAAUGAUUAAAUAAUUAUUAAAGAUUUCAUUGCACUUAUUACUGGAAAACGUCCAUCACGAUGUUGAGUCUCGAUUUAAACAGGGCGAGGAUUCAGAAACAAAAUCACACACGCUUGUAUUUGCACAGUGCUUUUUCCUGUUAAUGAUUAUAAUAAUAGUGUUGAUGUUAAUAGGGGGAUUUUGAAGUGCAAUAGCCACUACAAGUCUCUCUCUCUCUCUCUCUCUCUCUCUCUCUUUUUCUCUCUCUCUCUCUAAAGCGCAGUAUUGACGUGAUGGUGAUUUCUCAUAGGGAGUUCAUUUAAGAUUUAAAAAGAGGACUUUACAGAAUUAAUUGCGUUUUUCCCCCUCUUAUUCUCGUUUUUGUUUGUUUUUCAUUCUUAAAUGGAGAAGUGAUGUGUUUUGUUUUUGUUUUGUUUUUUUUUCCAGUUUGGACAUACUUCCUGUUAAGUACUUGUUUUUUUAAAAAUGUAUUCAGUUUGAGAGGUGAUAGUCGGUGUGUUUUUUGUGCACUAAGAUAAAUGUUUUGGGGAAGACGAGUGGUUAAAUAUAUAAAAAUGAUAGGGAAGGGAAGAUGGUUGUAGUGAUGGCGCCCCCUGGUAUCCACCUUGUGUCAGCACAAGAGAGAAUAAAAACACCAUUUUUUACUUGAUUUGGAGGCAACAAUGACGAUUAAAGAGGAGAAAUCAUUUGAUUGGCUGACGCUUCUGUCAGUCACUCAUGUUCUCCAGAGGAGAAUUCGUUCUUUUUCUUUCUUGCUUGCUUGAACAUUGUUGCCUCUUUUGACAUUUGUCAUUUCUUUUCACUGAUAUGUCAUAAUUUUAUUUUGUUUUUAAUUUUGUGGGUUUUUUUCUUCUUUAAUUUAUAAUUGGAUGUCAGGGAACAUAUUCCAAAACAAACAAAAUUUGUAUGUGGGUUUCACGUUCUUUGAACUCAAUAAAUGGAGGUAAAACAA
This is a messenger RNA of Pangasianodon hypophthalmus (striped catfish), 4084 nucleotides long. RefSeq names its product protein phosphatase 1, catalytic subunit, beta isozyme (gene ppp1cb). Lineage: Eukaryota; Metazoa; Chordata; Actinopteri; Siluriformes; Pangasiidae. Bases 44 to 1027 code for a protein of 327 amino acids. Gene Ontology annotation, cellular component: cytoplasm; nucleus. Gene Ontology annotation, biological process: circadian regulation of gene expression; regulation of circadian rhythm. The transcript is spliced from 8 exons. The record is from RefSeq and is a predicted model, not a curated record. Gene Ontology annotation, molecular function: protein serine/threonine phosphatase activity.